This is a messenger RNA of Schistosoma rodhaini, 1699 nucleotides long. The record is from the annotation of a GenBank genome assembly. NCBI's taxonomy places the organism in Eukaryota, Metazoa, Platyhelminthes, Trematoda, Strigeidida, Schistosomatidae.
AUCUAUCUAUCUAUCUAUCUAUAUAUAUAUAUAUAUCGGUUACAUAAAGUGUUACCUACUGUUGCCAUGUUAAAUUAUUAUUUUGAAAAAAAAUUUAAUUAGGAUAUUCCUUUAGUGAUUAUAUGAGUCUAUGUAUAUAUAUAUAUAUGUAUAUGUAUAAUUAAAAGUAUUCCAUUGUAUAUACUGUGGGGGAGUUACGAAAUAUUAGGGGGAAACUUGAAGAGAUAGAAUAAAGAAAAGAAAAAAAGGAAAGAAAAGAAAGAAAAGAAAAAAAGAAAAAAGAGAGAAAGCAGAAAAAAGAAUAAAGCCAGAAAAGUAAGAAAAGAGGAAAGAGGAAAGAAAAAAGAAUAAGAAAAGAGAGAAAAAAGAAAGAGAGGAAAGCAAAAAGAGAGAAAGAACAGAAAGGAAAAAAGGAAAAAAAUAGAGAAAAGAAAAAAAAUAAAGAAAAACAAACAUAAUCCUAAUCAUCUACAUAUCAAAUGCCUCUAUUUAAAAUUACUAUUCAAACCACAUAUCAUCAUAAAAAAGUUGACAAUAUAUUUCGUUGGUUUAUUAAAGAUCCUAAUCAGACUAUAACUUAUGAUCAAUUAAAUGAGAAAUUAAAAACUAUAAUUAAUAAUUUAAAUUAUUGUAAUCCUAAUCAUAAUGAUUAUGAUUUAAUUGAUGAUUAUCAAAUAUUAUGGUAUGAUGGUGAAGAUUUUUGUCGUAUUAUUUCAACGGAAGAUCUUCAUGAUGCGAUAGAAACUUUAACCGAAUCUAAUGAUAAUAAUAAACCUAUAAGAAUUUACAUAGCAACUAAUGGUUGUGAACUAAUGAAACAACAAUUUAACCAUAUCCCAAAAGUAAAAAAAACAAUCAAUGAAUUACAAUUACCUGAUUUACCAGAAACAUUAGAAAAAUUAGAUAUUAAUAAUCAUAAUGACUUAGAUACUAAUAAAAAAUCAAUAAUCAAUAAUCAAUCAUCAUCAUCAUCAUCGGAUCCAAAUUUGUAUCAUGAUCCUAAUUUACCUAGUGCACCAUUAUUAAAUUCCACAUCAAUGGAUUUAUUUUUAUCAUCAUUACAAUUACCAUAUAAUCAUUUAAAUUAUAUGAAAUUACCACAAAAUUAUCAAGCAUAUGCUACAACUACUACUUAUAUACCAUAUCAGCAAUCAUAUUUACAAAAUAAAAUGAAUUUAAAUAAAUUACCAUUACCAUCAUCAUCAUCAUCAUCAUCAUCCGCAUUACGAUCAUCAUUACGAUCACCAUCAUCAUCAUCAUCAUCAUCAUCUACAUGUAUAUCAUCAAAUGAUAAACAAAAACUAUUAACUAAUCAUUAUGGUUUAAAACGUAAUAGUCAAUAUACAGCAUCAUGUAUGAAUUUAUCAAGAUUACCUAAUAGUAGUAGUCAUAGUAACAAUAAUAAAGAACAAAUAAAUAUAUCUGCUAUUAUUAUAAGAUUACGUCAUAUGGGAUUUCAACAAAGUGAUAUGUAUUUAAGUAGUUUAAUACAACAAUAUAAUGGAAAUUUAAAUCCAAUAUUAGAUAGAUUAUCAUAUGAUAAUAAUAUGAAAUCAUGAUAUUAUUGAAUUUUUUUUUCCCCCCCACAUUCUUUUUUGUUUUUUUUUGUUGUUGUUUUUUUGUUUGUUUGUUUGUUUAUUCCAAGUUUUUUAUUUAUUUAUUGAUUAUUUAUUGAUUUUCAUUUUAUUAUUUUAUUGUU